Melanaphis sacchari is the source of this 855-nucleotide messenger RNA. Its product is annotated as zinc finger MYM-type protein 1-like. The record is from RefSeq and is a predicted model, not a curated record. Bases 1 to 855 code for a protein of 284 amino acids. The transcript is spliced from 5 exons. NCBI's taxonomy places the organism in Eukaryota, Metazoa, Arthropoda, Insecta, Hemiptera, Aphididae. Gene Ontology annotation, molecular function: protein dimerization activity.
AUGACCAAAUACAUAUCGCCUGAAAUACAAAACGAUAUAAUAAAAGCUACAUCAAAGCUUGUAUUACAAUUAAUAAUAAAUGAAGUUCAUAUUGGAAGCCAGAUAUUUAGUUUAAUUGUAGAUGAGGCUAGAGAUCAGUCAAAAACUGAACAAAUGAGUAUUUGUAUUCGAUAUUUGCACAAUUUAAAAAUUAAAGAAAGAUUUUUAGGUUUUGUCGAAUUGAACGAAUUAAAUGCUCAAGCACUGUGUGAUGGCAUAAUAUUUUUUUUAAAUAAUGUUGGUUUGGAUAUUUCAAAUUGUGUAAGUCAAUCAUAUGAUGGCGCGUCAGUAAUGUCCGGAGCUUUUUCUAGUGUUCAAACAAAAAUAAGGGAAUUAGCGCAAAAUCCGUGUCCGUAUAUUCAUUGUCAUGCUCAUAGGUUAAACCUAGUGCUAGUUGAUGUAACGAAAAAUAUUCAAGAAGUAGAUGAAAUACUUGGUUUAUUAGAAGCUAUUUAUGCAUUCCAAUCGGUAUCUACAAUUCGCCAUCAUGCUUUUUUAAAAGAAACCAAGUAUAAAGUACCACAACAUUGUGAAACAAGAGGAAGUACUAAAAAACAAGAAGCUGCAGAGGCAAAAGAAGUGAAAAAAUACAAAGUUGGAUUUGAAGAAUUAACAAAAAUUAUUGAAAAUCUUUUGGUAGUUCCAGUAUCUAGUGCCUCAGCAGAAAGGAGUUUCUCGACGAUGAAAAGAGUAAAAACAUAUUUAAGAUCAACGAUGACAAGUAGCAGACUAAAUAAUUUAACUUUGCUGUCAAUUGAGAGAGAAAUAAGUGGAAAUUUUAUAGAAAAUCCAUCUGCUAUUCUACCAAAUACUUGA